AUACCAGGUGACGGUUGUGGAGCCAGAAAGACUGCUAAUACUAAAGGAGCAGGAGCCACUGCUGGAUAAGCCUUAUGCAAGAACCAACACGUCAGGAUGGUGCUGGCUGGGAGGACUUGUUGGCCAGCAUGAUGACUGUGCUGAGGCCUCUCGCAUAGCCCUUCAAAAACUUUGUGCCUUAUUAGAGAGUGAAAAUUUGACGCCGUGUGAUUUGGUACGCAUUUGCAUAUUUGUGCGUGACAUGAAUGACUAUGCAGCAAUCAAUGCUGCAUAUGUAAGCGUGUUGAGUCACGUCAACCCACCAGUGAGAGUGUGUGUGGAGGCUCCCCUUAGAGCUGAUAGUCCAGUGGUACUGGAAGCCAUAGCGUACAAGCAGCAAACUGAGGGUGACUGUCGCCGACAUACCAUGCAUGUGCAGGGCAUCAGUCAUUGGGCCCCGGCCAACAUUGGGCCUUACAGUCAGGCUAUCAGGGUUGGAGAUGUAAUCUAUAUAGCUGGUCAAAUUGCCUUGAUUCCUGGGUCCAUGCAACUUGUAGAAGGAGGUAUCCGUAGACAUUGCAGGCUGGUAUUGAGACAUGUGGAUAGACUCAUCCGUGCUAUGGAUAGCAACACACAAAUCAGGGACGUAGUCCAGGGGGUCUGUUACGUGACAAAUGCAGCUUAUGUCGCUGAGGCCCGUCGGGAGUGGGAACGGAGGACUAACAACGCCAUUACGGACUAUGUUGUGGUUCCUGCACUGCCUCGGGGGGCUCUUCUAGAGUGGCAGGUGUGGGCCCACAGAGGUAACUCCAGAUUUGAGUAUGAGGAGACGGGUUGUGUCGUGGGAGACUGCCGGGUCUCACUAAGACGUCGGUGGAAUUACGAGAACAGUGUUGCUGCUGUUGUAUGUAAUGUGGCAUCAGGUAGUUCAGCAUCGAACCCAUCUCUUAGUCAGACACGACCACGGGAAGAGCCACUUACAGAAGCUGAGCUCAAGGCUGUACUGGAGUAUACUCUGGUGCGACUUUACCGUGGUGAUCCACAACCCACAUCACGUGUAUGCGCGCUGCGUGCCUUGCGCCGCGUAGGCUAUGGCCCUACCUCUGGUGCUAUACACUCUGCCCUAGCCCAGCUAUCAGAUUACCAAGUGGUUCCCACUAUACUACCAGUUUGCCAGCUCAAUCAUCCCAACAUCUUCCUGAGUCUUUGGGCGCUCCGACAUCAGUAGGUUACUGUCCACUAAACUAUUUGUCUAUAGUUGUUAUAAACUAUAUUAUAAUAAGAGUAUCAAACCAUUAACUCGGUAACACGAGAGAAUGUCAUGUCAUUUAUUAUAAUACUAUUAAAUAGAAUUUUAUUUAUUUUUUGAGUUUUUACAAAAAAGAUUUGUAAGUAUUUUAGGUGGAAAUGCAGAAAUAUUUUUAAACGAGUAUACGUACAUCUACAGACUUAUAGUUUGAAUUUAUUUACUAAUUAUUUAGUUAAUUAAAUUAGCCAGUAAACUGGAUUUAUAUUUUAACUAUUCUAUUUUUAAUUUACUACCAUGAAAUAUAACUUUUGUUACUGAUUUUACUCUUGAAUAACUUCAAUUACAUUGUUUACAUUGUUACUGCUUCAAUUUUCAUUUAAAAUUAAGAGCAUAGAUAGACAUACCAUUCUUGUCUCUGUUAAAUACAGUGUCUCAAUAAAAUAUAUACUCAUUUGAAUUAUUGUAUUGAAUAAAAUAAAGCAUUUCAUCUCA
Molecule: messenger RNA, 1720 nt
Organism: Homalodisca vitripennis (glassy-winged sharpshooter)
Lineage: Eukaryota; Metazoa; Arthropoda; Insecta; Hemiptera; Cicadellidae
Product: diphthine--ammonia ligase
Exons: 7
Coding region: 242-1207 (321 amino acids)
Biological process (GO): protein histidyl modification to diphthamide
Molecular function (GO): diphthine-ammonia ligase activity
Source: RefSeq, a predicted model, not a curated record